AUCAGUAAGUCUACUAGUGUCUAUUAUACAUCCAGAGCUGAUGAAUAAUUCCUUCCACUAUGUUCAGGUGUCAAAUUGUCACACUGGUUGCUUGAGGACUUCGACUUGUCUUUGAAAAAUCGUCCUGAGCACUGUUUUCUAUGUUGUUUUGUUGCUCUAUGUAUUGCAUGUCGCCGCCUAGUGGUUGCCACUUUUAACGGAGCGCACAACACGACGACGGACACGACUUCAGAGCCAGUCGUUUGCCACCGCCUCAUCUCUUUGGUUUAAACCUGCUUCUGCUGUCACCGACCUUUCAAUCUAUCUACCGAUCUGAAUGCUGUAAGUGCUGUCGUUACUUCUACACCCACCCACUCCCCAUUUGUAAUCUUGUGUGAUCUCAAGGCAUGGAUAUCACGGUGCGCCUUGGCAUAAUACAAUAUUGUAAUCCGAAUUGAGCACAGUCUGCGAGGGUUUAGCCCUGGUUUACACAAUCCGCUAAUUUGACAUUCAAGUUGUUGUAGGGGAAAGUGUAGCCUAGUGCAAGCUGCUUGUCGCGAAAGUGGAAACCGACCUGAUCGCAAACAGAUAUGUUUUGACCGGUGAGGGACCGACUCCGGAAUGAAGACGGCAGUACAAACUGGGAGACCGCGGCCGUUCCAGCGGUUCUGCUGCUGUGGAGUUGGGCUUCUCGCGGUCAUUUGGCUCUCACAGUUCGCGCACGUGAUAGAGCCGGAGUCUCAUUCUGGAGCGGAUGGCGUUCCAGUCCGUUCCAGACGCAGGCUGAUGCAGGAAGAGUGGACAGAAGACAACCAGACCCUGGACCUUUCCAGACCAGCCAUCCAUGAGUUUCCAGAAGAUAUAUUUACCAAGGAGGAGCUGAAAAGAGGAGCAGUGCUGUUACAUGUGCUGUGUGCUAUCUACAUGUUCUACGCUCUUGCUAUUGUCUGCGAUGACUACUUUGUUCCUUCCCUGGAGAAGAUAUCAGAGAACCUGCAGCUCAGUGAGGAUGUGGCAGGGGCAACCUUCAUGGCUGCAGGAAGCUCAGCCCCAGAGCUCUUCACCUCUCUCAUUGGUGUGUUUAUCACUAAAGGAGACGUGGGGGUCGGCACCAUCGUGGGCUCAGCGGUCUUCAACAUCCUGGUCAUCAUUGGUGUGUGUGGCAUCUUUGCGGGCCAGACGGUGGUUCUAACGUGGUGGUCUCUGUUCAGGGACUCCACCUACUACAUCUUCUCUGUGCUGGCUCUCAUCCUGGUUAUCUUUGAUGCAAAAGUUGUCUGGUGGGAGGCUGUGCUUCUAAUGACUAUGUAUGGAGUUUACAUUGUUAUCAUGAAGUUCAACUCCCAGCUCUUGGGGUGUGUGACUCGUUGUUUUGGUGGUCCGGGUCAGUGUUGCCUGGGUAGUGAGGGACACCGAGAUGAGGAGAUGGCAGAGGACGGACCCACCUGCAACACCAACAUGGUGCUGCUCAGGAAAGGCCAAAUCCAGGGUCAGGAGUUUCCUCCGGUGAUGAUGGUGGACGAACUCCUCAUCCUCAACCCCCACCAGUUGUCCUUUUCCGAGGCUGGCCUGCGCAUCAUGAUUACCCCCCACUUCUCCCCUCGCACCAGGCUCAGAAUGGCGGGCCGCAUGCUCAUCAGUGAGAGACAGAGGUUGAUCAGGAGUCCCAACAGCCAGCUGGAUGGAGAGACCAGCGCAGGGGCAGGGGGCACCCCUCUGAAGGGUUCUGGAGGUCUGGAGAAUGGGGGCAGUGUGGAGAGACAGACCCCCGAGGGGGCAGGGCUAGGGGACGCAGGGGAGAAGCCAGGGGCGGAGGGUUGUCAGGCCGAGGAAGAGGAGGAUGAUGAUGGGCCGUUCAGGCCUCUGCACUGGCCAGAUGGUUGCUGUGCGCGGGUCAAGUGGCUGAUCUCGUGGCCCCUGGGCCUGCUGCUGUACUGCACUGUGCCUAACUGUGUGUUCCCCCGCUGGCACCGCUGGUUCAUGGUCACCUUCUUGGCCUCCACCCUAUGGAUAGCCAUCUUCUCCUACCUCAUGGUGUGGAUGGUCACCAUCGUCAGCUACACACUGGACAUCCCAGACUACAUCAUGGGUAUCACCUUCCUGGCAGCGGGCACCAGCGUGCCAGACUGCAUGGCCAGCCUCAUUGUAGCUCGGCAAGGUAUGGGGGACAUGGCUGUGUCUAACUCCAUUGGCAGUAAUAUCUUUGACAUCCUGUUGGGGCUGGGUUUCCCCUGGGCUCUGCGCACUCUGGUGGUGGACAACGGAUCGUCGGUCUACAUUAACAACAAGGGCCUGGUGUAUUCUGUUGUCCUGCUGCUGGCCUCUGUCUUCCUCACAGUGAUGAGUGUUCAUCUGAACCACUGGAAGCUGGACCGCCGGCUGGGCCUGGGGCUGAUAUUCCUCUAUGCCAUCUUCCUGCUCUGCUCCAUCUUCUUUGGGCAGAUGUGAGGCUGACACUGGGGGUCAAAGGUCAACCCUGAUUCGCUUUCCUGCAAGCUGCCACGUCCAGGAGUCCUCUGUCUCCCAGAGGUCCUCGCCCCUAAAACGAAACAACAGUCUCGGCUACAUUGUGCUAAAAGUUAACGUGAUGUAGCACAGACAGAAUAUGCUCGGAUGACGUUGCACACACACACACACACACACACACACACACACACACACACACACACACACACACACACACACACACACACACACACACACACACACACACACACACACACACACACACACACACACACACA
Oncorhynchus gorbuscha (pink salmon) is the source of this 2723-nucleotide messenger RNA. Its product is annotated as sodium/potassium/calcium exchanger 3-like. The transcript is spliced from 17 exons. Bases 601 to 2427 code for a protein of 608 amino acids. NCBI's taxonomy places the organism in Eukaryota, Metazoa, Chordata, Actinopteri, Salmoniformes, Salmonidae. Gene Ontology annotation, biological process: intracellular calcium ion homeostasis; calcium ion transmembrane transport. The record is from RefSeq and is a predicted model, not a curated record. Gene Ontology annotation, cellular component: membrane. Gene Ontology annotation, molecular function: calcium channel activity; calcium, potassium:sodium antiporter activity.